AUUUCAGCAGAAGCAUCUUCUUGGAAUGACACCAGCCUUAUCACACCAGGACUGAAGAAAGCUGAGAGAGUAGUAUAAUAUUAUAAUUAGCACUCUUUGCUUCUCAUUGGAUGAAUCAACCUGUUGCAUGUGCAAUAGGAAAUGUGCACAGAGCAGAGACAAAGGGAUGAACUAGACAUCUGGGUUGUAUAGAAAAGGUGCAUAGGCAAAGCAAUACAAAUCUUGAUCACAGCAUACAUUUUUGGCAAUCUAAGACUGGGUCAGAGAGAAGACAAGAACUUUCUUCUUUUGCUGAAGCUCUUUUGAGGAUGGCUUCACUUUUCCGACACCUGUGGGUGUUGCUAUGGAAGAACUGGCUGAGUGUCAAAAGGCAACCACUUUGGUCUUUCAUAUUAAUUUCUUUGCCUGUAUUUUCAUUCAUUCUAAUGGCCAUCAUUCGAAUCCAAUUUCCUCCAGAAGCCCAAUCAAACUGUUACCUGGCCCCUCGGAAUCUUCCCAGCACAGGAUUCUUGCCAUUUCUCCAAACUGUGCUUUGCAGUUCUGAUGCCACAUGCAAAAGUGCACCAUAUACUCCUGAAGAUCUUUUGCCCAAGUUGAAUAUUUCACUUAAAAGCAGGUAAAAAAGAAGGUCCGCUAACCAGGCAGAGGAGAACAGCCCAUCAUCCUGGAAUGCUGAUAUCCUCCAAAAUAGGAAUAGUCCUUUGGAGAUACUUGAUUCAACAUUCAGUCUGAAAGCUUUUAUUGAAAAUAUUUCAUCAUCAACCACCUAUGACAGAAUAUACUUGCUGAACGAGAUUCUCACUUUAGCAGAGAGACAAAACUCUUCUCAAGCAAAUCUUAAAGUUGCUGUCUGUGAGGUUCUAUCAGUGAAUGCAUCUUUGCAAAGUCUCCUUUUGGAAACUCUUGGAAUAAACAUCUAUCAGCCAUUCUGCUUCAACAAUAUGUCUCUUCUGGAGACAUUUUUUCAAGAACUCAGAACUCAUAUUUCAAAAUUACAGAAGGAUCCUUCUUAUCAGAUGGCUUUUGUCCAGGAAGUUGGAACAUUUUUAUCACUCAUCUCCCAAGUGCAGAAUGAAACUUCUAUAUGGAACCUCUUCCUGAUGGCUCCAGAUAUCAUUCAUGGUGCCACUACAGUAAGAGAUAUGGUUGAUACCCUUCACAGCAGGAAAAGGUUAUUUAUGAAGAGGGAAAAUAGUUCCCAAAUGAUCCUAAAUAUGACUAGCUGGUUAUCUACUUUGAGCUGUUCAGAACAAGGUGAGACUAGUCCGUUUGUUGUGCUUUAUCAGAGACCUAAGAAUCUUUUAGCUCUUGAUUUUGGUUAUGAAGAUUUUAAAACUGGCUAUUUUUUAAAGGAUUAUAAAAGAAAUACAAAAUCUCAGAAUAGCUUGAAGAAAAUGCCAUUAUUCGACUUAAAAGAAAAUAUCCACAAUUUAAAUAGGAGCAUCAGGGAUAUCGUGUUUUUAAAUAAUAUUAUUUUUAAAGCCAGAAAGGCAUGGCAAGCUGUUAAAAUGAGUACUGUCCACAAAUUCUCUUUCCUGCCUGAAAAAUAUAGAAGAUACUUAACUUCAGUGGAAGAAGUGCCAUCAUUGUUAUUAAAUUUUCUGCUUAAACCUGCAACAACUGACAAUUUUCCUGAGAAGCUCCUGGUACUUCAGAAAAUCUUUAGUAUCAUAACAAAUAGCAGGACUAAUCAUAACUACCUAUUGAUCUCUUCCCUGACUAACCUGAUGCAGAAAAUUCAAAAUUCCAUUAAUGAAUCUCAGUGGAAUGAAUUCAACACUUACUGGCAUAUUGUUGAAAAACUGAGGUCUGCAAAAUGGAGUGAUACAGACAUCCUUAUGUAUAGACAGAUUUUAGAUAUAUUACAUGACAAUCUGUAUGUCAACCAUGAUAACUUUGGACUUCCUUUGAAAAUAGAACUUGAGCAAAUGAUUAAAUUUGUAAAUCAUUUAUUGAAAAAGUAUGAUGCAGGGAGCAUCAAGGGAACAAAUGUUUCAAUGGUUUUAAAUACUAUUUUGAAAAGUUUACAAGUGUUAGAGGACCUGGAGAAAAAGUACAUCAAUGAAUUCAUUAUUGUUAAUCCCCUAAUGAAUACCAACUAUAAAAGUGUACAGAAAUUAUUUCAGACAAUUAAAAAGGGUAUGGAGAUACUUUCUGAUCCCAGUCAGAUAGAAGCAUUUAAUGUUAACAAAACUGAUACCCUCCUCAGAUUUUCACAAGCAUUACCUUUGCUGGAUUUAUAUAUAACUCCAGUGUGGCAUAAUUCUUCAAUACAAGCAAAAGUGUUGCAACUCUUGUAUUUAGCACCAAGCCUUCUUCAAAUGAGAAACAUUCAGGUCGACAACAGCUUCUCAGACUGCACUGUCAAAGACUUCCAUCUCAUUGCAAUUGAAGUGUUUUUCAAUAAUGCCACACUAAAGAAAGCCUUAAGAGAAAGCAAAUGUAAUUUUCUUUUCUCUUCUCUGGAUUUUGAAAACAGAACAACCUAUCACCAUAUGUUUACCCAAUUGUUUCAGCUUACAAUAAAAAAUCUCAAAUCAGCAUCACUUUUUGAAACAGUCCAGGGAAACAAAAGGAAACACUUCCCAGGUGAAUUUCAGUGUCUCGUCAAAUUAUUAGAAGUUUCAUCCAGUUUUCUGUCCAAAUUAAUUGGGCUCCAUAAAUACCAGAAUUCCUGGAUAGAAAAGAUUCAUAAAAAUCUAAGCGCUUUUUCUCUUGAUCUGUCUCAACAUAAACUGACUUGCAGAGAACCAUUGCUUAGCAAUAUCAUUGACAAAAUUUCUGCUUUAGACAUUCAGAAUUCUUUUAUUCUGAAUGGAACAGUAGCAGAUAUUCAAAAUAUCCUGGAUAAUCCAUCAGUUUGGAAUCAAACAUUUGUGCCUGUUUUGCUACAUAAUAAACAUCAAAAGAUUAUAGCAAAGAUUUUACAAAUGAGCAAAAAUGUUCAUCAAUUAAAAUGGAAUAAUUUUUCAGAGAUUUUGAAUGAGGUUGCAGAAAUAUUGAACUCGAAACAGAAUGUGACAAAUACAAAGCAGUAUAUUCAACUGCUAGAAAUGUCCAGAAAAGUGCUAAUUCUUGUUGUCAUUGGAUUAGCCAACAAGGAAAAAGAAACAUAUAAGCUUCUUGAAACUUUAAGCUGGGGCAUGAAAGUUUCCUCUUUGGAAGAGGUAUUAGAUGUGUUAAGAUUGUUCCUAAAUUCCAAUUCUGACAUAAAUUGCAAAACUUAUAUUAGAAAAAAUAUUAAUACUUUUUUAUCACCUAUUGAUGGUCUUUUUCAAAGACUUUUCUACAUUAAUCCUCAAGAACAAAUGAAACACAGAUUAAACAAAACUACAAGAAUAUCAAAUGAUUUGUUUUUAAAUAGGAUCAACUUAAAACUUAAAAUGAUAUGGAAAACUAUCCAGAAGAUAAUGUCUGUAGCAACUACCCAAUCUCUAGAGGACAUACCAUGGGCUUUUGAUUCAAGAGAAAAAAUUCCUUUGACUUCUUCAGAUUUUUUUCUUAAAUCUUCAGUAAUGAAAGCCAGUAAUGUAAAUCUGAUUACUUAUCUUUCACAAUUAGUACAAAGAAUGCAAAAUACUACUAACAAAUCUUGGUCACAUGAGUUGGAGGCUUUUGUAAAUAUUCAUAAAGAACUACGAUCUGUAAUGCAUAGCUCACUUUUUUUAAGUAUAUUAUAUAAACAUCUUUCUUUACUGAAUAAUGCUUCUAACCUUCAUUUUAAUUCAGAACUGCAAAGGUUAACUCAACUUUUAUCCCAUGUACUACCAAAAUAUAAUGAAGAAAACCCACAUAUUAACACUUCAGAACAAAUUCAUAUUGCUGUUAGGAAGCUGUUAUUUCAGCAAAAGUUUGGGCAUCAAUUUAACAUCAGUCAAUUAGAAGCCAUCCCCCCAUUGUCUAAUAAUAGCCACAAAAUCUUUGAAAAUAUUUAUGACAUACUGAAUCAAGGAGCAAUGAUACUGUCUGAUAGCAAAUUGGAAGAAACUGAUAAAGGAAAAAUUACCACCUUGUAUGGUUUUUCACAAUUUCUGUUUCAAAAGGAAUUCAGUGAAUUUUUCUUGGGAGAUAGAAAUUUAGUUGAAACAAAAACAGUGGAUAUCGUAUAUUUAACUCUAAGUCCAUUAUUACAUAGUUGGACCAACAAAAUGGGAGCGCCACAUAAUUGCAAUGCCCAAGAUAUAAUUCACAUAAUUUUUCAAAUGCUAUUUAAAAAUAUCACUCUCUCUGAAGUACAUAACCAAAACCAUUGUGAACUGCUUUUCUCUUCCAUGGAUUUUGAAAAGAGAACAAAUCAAACAUUUAUUGACUUCUUCCUUUUCUCCAUAAGAAAUUUCCAGCAGACAAAUUUAACAAAUCUUUACAAAAAAAAUAAUGUGCAUUUUUCAAAUGAUUUGUUAUGCAUCAUCAAAUCACUACAAUUUUCUUCUGGCUUGCUUUUGAAAAUGGAUAUACUUUUUGAUUUCCAACAUCCUUGGAUACAUGAGAUGUAUGCAACUUUAGCAAAGAUUUCUAAACAAUUACCAUCAAUUAAUUCAACUUGUUUCAUCCCAGUUCUUGAUAGUAUAAAUGAUGUUACUUAUAACCCUUCAACAAAUCCCUUGCUGUUGUCAGGUAAUGAAACAGAAUAUUAUAUACAAAAUUGCAUUGACAAAUUAAUAGACUGGAGUGAGUUAGCAAUAUUCUCCAAGCUGCUUCGAGAUUUUGCACAUGUGAAUAUUCCAGUGAAUGAAGCCACACAAAGAAAUAAAGAAGAAAGCUCUAUUCCAUCUACAAGUAAUUUUUCACAGAUUUGGAUUAUGUUGUCAAAAUGGUACCACACAGAAACAGAGAAUGCAAGAUAUGGCUUGGAAAUUAUGGGAAAAGUUUUGGAUCACAACAAAUCAGUUCCAGAAAUAUUUAAUGUCAGUAUUUCUACUUUAAAUCAUUUGGAUUUGCUAAAGGAGCUUAAAGCAAAUCCAGAUCCAAAUUUGCUAUCAAAAAGAACUGAGCUGCAAUAUAAAUUUGAUCAUAUUAGGCAUCCUUUUCUCAUGGUUGCAGAAACACUUCUAAACAAGACAUUUUGGAAGGAAUGGGUACAAGCACAAUCUCCAAGCAAUUUGAUUGCACAGUUUCUGUUUUCAGAAUUUGUACAUGUCUUCCUAAAAACAUCUCAUAAUAGUAACUUCUCAUCAUAUUUCAUUUGCAUAAUGAACGUGUUUCAAGAGCCAGACAAUGAAUUGUCAGAGUUUGUUAGUGAUAGUGGAAAUUAUAAACAAUGUAUUACAAAAGACAAGAUGAUGCUGUUUCUUACAGGAAAUUGUACUCUUCCUCCAAAAAUAACAGAACUAAAAGGAGUCCUUUUUAAUUCUCAAAAUACUUAUGCCACAGUUCCAGAGGUUCUAAUGUUAAAACUAACCCAUCUGCAAAACCUAACAUCACUCCUUUGUGAUUUCGAGAGUAUUAAAUGGUUGCAGCAAACAUGCCAGCUCCCUGAUGUUAGUUUUGCGGAGUUGUGCAGUCAAAGUGAAUUCCACAAGAAGCUUCUUCGUGGUAGAAACCGAAGUGAUCCUGCACUGACCAAUUUAAUUAGCCACAGAAAACUCUUCCAAGAAUUUCAGGAAAUAAUUGUUGGGAAUCCCCAAAAGCUUCUGCAACAAAUUAAGUGGUUACAAGAAAAUGUCUCCCAACUUAAAUAUUUCCGUGAUAACUCUAAGCAUAUUUCUGCCUUGAAUUCUAUAAUGAAUAUCACUAAGGUUACACCACAUUCCAGAAAACAAGAUAUGAUCAUAGAUCUGUUCCGAAAUGCUGAUGGCCUCAAGAAUGAUCUCAGAAAUAUUGUAGGAUUGUCUACCAAAAGUAUCAAUGCUUUCACAGAAAUGCCUCUUUCAGAAAACAAAACACAGCUGAUAUUUCAAAUACUACAGCUAGAGUCCUGUAAUACUGAUACUGGUGAUGCUAAGCUGGAAAUUAUAGCAAAACAAUUCUGCAACUUCUCCUUUGCAGAAAGGACUUACAAAUCUUAUCUUUUGGGGAUCACAUUUCUGCAUUACUUAGAUGUCUACAAAUUCAUCUAUAAGAUGGUUUUCCCUAAAGAAUUUCAAAUUCCUGUGGAUAAGGCAUUAGAACUUCUGAAAAACAUGGAUCACUUGAGGAUGCAGCUUAUAUCCAAUGUUCAUCCACUCUUAGAUGCAAUUCAUUCCCUGAAAAAGCUGAGGAUGACAAGACAUGCACCACUUUCUAAGGCUUUGUUUGAGGCUAGCAAUCUAACAAUAAAUAGCAGAAUGUUGAAAACUAUAUCCAAAACUUUCUGCAACCAUGAAAUCACUCCCUUGUUUUUUGAAUCUCUGCUACCUGAUUUUGAGGAGCAGAAUGUUCACCAUCCUUCUGCAGAUGAAGAUGAACAUAUUCAACAUAUUAUGAAGAAAUAUAGUAUUCCAUCUGAUACUACACCAUUCUGCUUAUCAUUGUUUCUGGACUUAGUUAAGACACCUUCUGGAGCUUUAAUUUGGUCUUUCUUAAAGCCCAUGUUGCGUGGGCAGAUUUUGUAUUCUCCAGAUACUCCUGAAACACGUGCAAUCAUGGAAAAGUCCAAUUCAACAUUGAAACUGAUGGCUGAUUUAACACAAAAAGCACAGGAGUGGUUGGACCGUUCACCGUUGCUCAUGGAUUCACUAACUAUAUUAAAUGACACUCUUCCAAUGGUGAAGAAUACAUUGCAGAAUCCUUUUGUACAAGUUUUCAUCAGAGUCAUGGUGAAGCUGGAUGCUGUUGAACUGUUAAACCAAAUUAAUGAACUGGAUGAUAUACGUUUGGAACUACAGAAUAGCACUGACAUAAUAAACCAACUUAUCAUUUUAGCAAGACUAUCAAUAAAUGUCUCUUCAUGUGUGCUGCUUGAUCGCAUUCAGCCAGGCAGAACUGUAGAGGAAAUGGAGAUGAUGGCAAAAGAUCUGUUUCUAAGAAAUGAACUUUUGGCAAGUGUGAUUUUCAAGUUACCUUCAAGUGGGAAAAGAAAACACAUAACAUCUAGUGGACUUUCCCUUCCACCAUUAGUCAAUUAUACCAUACGAAUGAGCAGCAAGAUUUCCCAAACAACAAAAAGAAUACGAGAAAAAAUUUGGACAGUGGGACCACAUAAUUCAGCCUCGCAAAGCCAAAUCUACAGUCGAGCAUUUGUCUACAUCCAAGAUAGCAUUGAUAGAGCAAUAAUUGAACUACAGACUGGGAAAAGUGCAGAAGAAAUAGCUGUCCAAGUUCAGGCCAUACCAUAUCCUUGUUACAAUAAAGACAUGUUUCUGACUAGCGUGACCUACUCUCUUCCAUUUACAUUAAUGGCUGCUUGGAUACUUUUCAUUGCAGCUUUUGUGAAAAAGCUUGUUCAAGAAAAAGACCUGAGACUUUAUGAGUAUAUGAAGAUGAUGGGUGUAAAUUCCAGCAGUCAUUUCUUUGCUUGGUUCAUCGAAUGCAUCAUAUUUCUCCUGCUUACUAAUAUAUUUCUUAUUUUUAUUCUCAAAUUUGGGAAUAUCCUUCCAAAAAUAAAUGUUGUGAUCUUGUUCCUGUACCUUCUGGACUACAGCUUCUCCAUAAUAGCCAUGUGCUAUCUCAUCAGUGUAUUCUUCAACAAUACAAACAUUGCUGCUUUGGUUGGCUGCCUGGUCUACAUCUUGGCCUUUUUCCCCUUCAUUGUCCUACUAGUUGUUGAGAAUCAGAUGAGCUUCACCAUCAAGAGCCUACUGAGUCUUUUAUCUCCAACUGCAUUCAGCUAUGCUAGCCAAUAUAUUGCCCGUUAUGAAGAGCAAGGCAUUGGUCUGCAGUGGGAUAAUAUGCAUGACUCACCAAUGUCAGGGGACAAUACUAAUUUUAGCUGGAUGUGCUGGUUAAUUCUGAUAGAUUCUUUUAUUUAUUUCAUUCUGGGAUGGUACAUCAGGAACGUUUUCCCAGGGAAAUAUGGGAUGGCAGCUCCAUGGUAUUUUCCACUCCUUCCAUCUUACUGGACUGAACGAUAUGGUUAUUUUCCUUUGUUGAGUGAGAAGUUAACAGGCUAUUUUUUCACCAAUUUCUUCUUCAGAAAACAACCUACUUUCCCUGAAAAGAUGUAUGUUCACAGUGCUUUACCCUCUAACAUUGAACCUGAACCCACUCACCUUAAAGUGGGAGUUUGUCUCCAAGGAAUAACAAAGAUUUAUGAAUCCAAAGCUGCUGUUCAGAAUCUCAAUCUGAAUUUUUAUGAAGGAAAUAUCACCUCAUUGCUGGGUCAUAAUGGAGCUGGAAAAACUACCACAAUAUCUAUACUGACAGGUUUGUUUCCUGCUUCAUCUGGCACUAUAUUUGUUUAUGGCAAAGAUACCAGAACUGACCAAGAUUUCAUCAGGAAAAAUAUGGGAAUUUGCAUGCAGCACAAUGUAUUAUUUGAUUACCUCACCACAAAGGAGCACCUGCUUUUAUAUGGCUAUAUCAAGGUGCCCCAUUGGAGCAAAGAAGAGUUACAGGAAGAAAUAGACCGGAUUUUAAAGGAAACUGGAUUAUACAACCAUCGUCACAAGUUGACUGGCUCUUUAUCAGGAGGGAUGAAAAGGAAGCUAUCAAUUUCAAUUGCUCUACUGGGAGGUUCGAAGGUUGUAAUUUUGGAUGAACCAACCACUGGAGUUGAUCCCUGCUCUAGGAGAGGCAUUUGGGAAAUCAUAUCAAAGAACAGAAAAGGCAGAACGAUCAUCCUUUCUACACAUCACUUGGAUGAAGCAGAGGUUUUAAGUGACAGGAUUGCAUUCUUGGAACAUGGAGGUCUCAAGUGCUGUGGGUCCCCAUUCUACCUUAAGGAAACUUAUGGUACUGGAUACCACCUGACACUUACUAAAGAAAAGAGCUCAGCUCUGAAUGUAGCAGAAGAAUGCAAUACCUCUGCUGUGACAGCCACAAUACAGGCUCAUCUUCCAAAAGCAUAUCUCAGAGAAGAUAUUGGUGGAGAACUUAUCUAUGUACUUCCUCCAUUUACCAGUAAAGUCUCUUCAUCCUAUCAGUCUCUUCUGAGAAACCUGGAUAGUAAUUUAAGUGAUCUUCGUAUUGGCUGCUAUGGAAUUUCAGACAGCACUAUAGAAGAAGUGUUUCUUAAUUUGACCAAAGAUUUUGCAAAAGAUGAACAAACCGAUGCAGAGUUAUCUCAAGAAGAGCCCAGUUUUACUGUGGAUAAUGAUGGCUUGUCCAUAAAAUCUAACAACCUCUUUGAACCAGAUGAUGAAGUCCUGAUUAACAUGGGAAAGCCAAACAAUCUUUCUCUCCUGCUGAGGAAGGCCACAGCAUUGUUCAUUAAACGUUUCCAUCACACUCGACGCGAUGUGAAAGGUUUUAUUGCUCAAGUUAUCCUUCCCGUGCUCUUUGUGACAGCUGCUAUGGGCCUUGGCACCUUGAGAACAAAGGUGGCAGAAUACCCAGCUCUCCAUCUCUCACCAGCCUUGUAUGGGUCUUCCAGCCAGUCAGACUUCUUUGGGAAUUACAAUCAAACCACAGAUGCUUUGGUUGCUUCAAUGCUCUCUUUUCCUGGAAUAGCUAAUACCUGUCUAAACAGAAGUAAUUUAACAUGUUUCAAGGAAGAUGUGGCUGAAAAGUGGAUAUUCAGUGGAAAUCAGAGUGAUCAGUAUACUGCCUGCAAUUGCACACUCAAUGGAGAGACUUGUUCAAAGCUGAACUUUUCACCACCUCACAAGAGAACAUUCUCUUCCCGGACAAUAUAUAACCUUACUGGGCAUGAUGUAGAAACUUAUCUUCUAGUUACUGCCAGAGAUUUUAUUCAAAAGAGAUAUGGUGGCUGGAGUUUUGGGCUGCCUUUAACUAGUAAUCUCCAGUUUGAUAUAAGCCCAGUGCCUGCUAACAGAACAGUAACAAAGGUUUGGUAUAAUCCGGAAGGAUAUCAUAGCCUCCCAGCCUACCUUAACAGCUUGAAUAACUUCAUUCUCCAUGCUAACUUACCACACGGAAACACCUCUGGAUAUGGCAUUUCUGUUGUUGCUCAUCCUUAUCCUGGUGGAGAGAGUCAGGAACAAGUCAUGCUUAGUAGUUUACUGGAUAUCAUCGUGUCCAUGUCAGUCCUGAUCGGAUAUUCCAUCACAACAGCUAGCUUUGUUCUUUACGUGGUCAAGGAACAUCAAACAAAGGCAAAACAGCUGCAGCAUAUCUCUGGCCUUGGUGUGACCAGCUACUGGGUGACUAACUUCAUUUAUGACAUGGUUUAUUUUCUGGUGCCUGUUAUACUUUCAGUGGGAGUUAUUUCAGCUUUUCAGAUACCAGCUUUCUUCAAUGACAAAAACCUGUUGGCUGUAUUCCUGCUUCUUCUUUUAUUUGGAUAUUCAACAUUUUCAUGGAUGUACUUACUGGCUGGAAUCUUCAAGGAAACUGGGAUGGCCUUUAUUGUUUAUGUCUGUAUCAAUUUAUUCUUUGGCGUCAACACAAUCAUCACCCAUUCAGUUGUUUUUUUACUUUCCCAAGAAAAAGCUACUGAUAAGAACUUGCAUGAUCUUGCAGAAACAUUGAGACAUAUUUUCCUAAUAUUCCCACAAUUCUGUUUUGGUUAUGGGUUAAUCGAAUUAUCUCAGUAUAAUGCCUUGAUGGGUUUUUUGAAAGCCUAUGGAGUGGUUUACCCUGAUAAAACAUUUGAACUGGACAGGACAACAUCCAAACUGCUUGGGAUGUUCAUUCAGGGAACUCUGUUUUUUACACUCCGCCUCUUGCUUGAUGAUGGAACAAUUCAGAAAAUGUGGCAUAAAAUAUUACAAUUUUUAUUUAAUAAACUGCAUGGUAAGUCUCCACUCUACCUUGAAGACAUUGUUGGGGAGGAAGACAAGGAUGUCCGAGCAGAAAAAGAGCGAGUGACAUUGGGCUUGUCAGAUUGUGAUGUGUUGCAGCUCCAGAAGCUUACCAAAAUCUACCAUCUUCCCUACCGAAGGAUUGUAGCAGUAAGAAAUGUCAACAUUGGAAUCCCAGCAGGAGAGUGCUUUGGCUUGCUUGGUGUGAAUGGGGCUGGGAAAACCACCAUUUUUAAAAUGCUGACAGGAGACAUUGGUCCAACUGAUGGAAGGCUACUGAUGCAAGAUGAAACUGGAUCCUUGAGUGAAAUUGAUGAUACACACCGGUCACAAUUUGGAUACUGUCCACAAGAAGAUGCUCUAGAUGAUUUGUUGACUGUUGAAGAACACAUGUAUUACUAUGCACGAUUACAUGGCAUCCCAGAGGAAGAUAUUAAAGGGAUUGUACUUCACCUUCUUUAUCGACUUAAUCUCAUGCCUUACCAAUGUAGAAUUGCCUCUAUGUGUAGCUAUGGCACCAACAGAAAGUUAUCGACUGCUCUAGCCCUUCUGGGGAAACCAUCAGUUUUAUUAUUGGAUGAGCCAAGUUCUGGUAUGGAUCCUAAUGCAAAGAGGCAUUUAUGGAAAAUCAUCACCGAGGAAGUGCAGAACCAGUGUUCAGUGAUACUUACUUCACACAGCAUGGAAGAAUGUGAGGCUCUCUGCACACGCCUGGCUAUCAUGGUAAAUGGACAUUUCCAGUGCUUGGGUUCAUUACAGCAUAUAAAAAGCAGAUUUGGAAAAGGAUUCACCGUGAAGAUGCAUUUGAAUAACAGUGCAGACAACAUUGAGAAGCUGACUCUAUUUUUACAAACAAACUUUCCAAAUACAUAUUUAAGGGAUCAUCAACUGAACAUGGUGGAAUAUCAUAUCCCAGUGUCUGCAGGUGGUGUGGCAAACAUAUUUCAACUUCUAGAAAUGAACAAAGCAGUUUUUGAAAUUAAACACUUUUCUGUGAGUCAAACAACUCUGGAAGAGGUUUUCAUCAACUUUGCUAAAGCUCAGACUAACCCUGAUAUUUCAGAUGCAAUCACCUAUACAAAUUCAGAAGCUUAAGGGAACACUUAACUGCUAUACUAAGUCUUAUGCCAAAACUUCUUGACUGCUGUAUUAAAGCCCUUUUUUGCAAGUUAUUUUAUGCAUUCAUAUUGUAAUCUAGACCAUGAAUCUAGGCACUCCCUUUUAUUUCAGAUUGGUCUUUUACUUCUUUCUCAAGUUUUUUUUUCUCAUGUAAAGAAUACAUAGCAGAUACAAGUAUAUUUCUCAUCAUGUAUUUAUAAAAUUCUUUCCAUGCUAUAGUUCCCAAAAAUAUAUUCAGUGAAAAAGAAGAGCUGCUUUGUGUUCAGGAAUAUAAACCAAAAGAUUGCUAUAUAGAGAGAUUAUGACAAUCUUAAAUAAAAGUAUUUAAAGUGACUGCGUAAUCUGUUAAUUUCUAAUCUUUGUUUAGAUCUUGGCAAAAGGAAAUGUUUGUAAGGAUAGAAAAGUAUGGAGAGAUAUAGCAAAUAGUGUGGAUAGAAACUAGUUUUAGGAAUAUUUUCUCUCCUUUUCUUUAAAUAUUUUAAAUGUCUUUUUGUUGCUCCUUAUAUUUGCAUAAUGUUGCUUACCAAAAAGGAAUAGCAAGAUGAUGGGUAUGGAUGUAUGAAAAUGUGGCAAAAGAUAUUUCCUUCACAAUGCCCAAAAUUUGGCCACCUAUAAUACAUUCUAUUUGGGCAAUAUUGCAUAAUAUUAAUUGUGACCUCACCAUUUCAUACAUGUCUUUUUGUACUAAGCACUCUUUUUCUUUGCAAAUAAACAAAAACAUACAUUAUACCUGUAAAACAUACAUGAAUACUAAGAAUUUGUAUUAUUUCCUGAGCAUGAGUAGAG
Protobothrops mucrosquamatus (brown spotted pit viper) is the source of this 12683-nucleotide messenger RNA. It is a transcript of the gene ABCA12, whose product is annotated as ATP binding cassette subfamily A member 12. The transcript is spliced from 53 exons. Gene Ontology annotation, molecular function: ATP binding; ATP hydrolysis activity; lipid carrier activity. Gene Ontology annotation, cellular component: membrane; intracellular membrane-bounded organelle. Lineage: Eukaryota; Metazoa; Chordata; Lepidosauria; Squamata; Viperidae. The record is from RefSeq and is a predicted model, not a curated record. Gene Ontology annotation, biological process: transmembrane transport; lipid transport.